CCUAUCUCCUCCCCCAUCUCCUCUCCUCAUCUUCUCAUCUCUCCACCAGCUCCAGGAAGGACCAUCAGUCUCCCCCGUCCCUGGACUUGCUGGUUGGAGGAGGAGGAGGAGGAGGAGGAGGGGGGGAGAUGGGGAGAGACAAUGAUUCGGAGUCGCUGCCCUUGUGCAGUGACCACGACAAGAUGCACCACCUGCAGUUGGCCUGUCACUCUGUGGUCCUGGCCCUGGGUUUGCCCCUCAACGCCAUUGCCCUGUGGUUCUUCCUGCGUGUUGUCCGGCUGCGGACCGUGGUGGCCGUGUACAUGGCCAACCUGGCGGCCUGCGAUCUCUUCUUCACCCUGGCCCUGCCUCUACGCCUCUACUACUACGCCAACCACCGGUGGGACUUGGGCAACGUCCCCUGCCAACUGGCUGGGUCCCUCUUCCAGCUCAACAUGUACGGGAGUUGCCUCUUCUUGGCGGCCAUCAGCGUCGACCGCUUCCUGGCUCUAGCUCAUCCCCUCAGCUCCCGGGCCUUCCGAUGCCCGCGGGUGGCGUGGAGCGUGUGCGGGGCAGUCUGGGCCCUCAUCGUCCUGGGAUCGGUCCCCGUAGCUCUGGCCCACGACACCAGCCGCUGCCUGCUGGCCACCAACGGCAGUCGGGUGGUGGAAAUCCGCUGCUUCGAGAGCUUCUCCGGCGAGGCCUGGAAGAGGGAACUCUUGCCCCUGGUGGGGCUGGCCGAGACUCUGGGCUUCCUGCUGCCGCUGUCCACCGUGCUGGUCUGUUCGGUCAAGAUCCUGGCGGCGUUGGCCAGGGUGGACGGCCGGGCCGAGAGGUCGGGGGGCAGGAGGAGGAGGAGGAAGACCAUCUUCCUCCUGAUGGUUAACGCACUGAUUUUCGUGGCCUGCUUCGUCCCCUACAAUGUGGCGCUCGGAGUCUACGCCCUGUCCCGCUCGGACGUGGCACCCCUCAGCACGCAUUCGCAGAAGGAGCUACGCCUAGCGCUCCAGCUCACCAUCCUCCUCUCCGGGACAAACUGUUGCCUGGACCCCCUGGUCUACUACUUCAGCACCGAGGGGUUCCGCACCACACUGAGAGCCGGGACUUCCGCGUGGAGCCGGGGCAAGUCCGAGCCGCUGAAGGGGAAGGAGGAGAGGGGGCGGACGCAGUGGGGAGCGAGGAGGGCGAGGUGCGGGCAGGAGAGGCGAGAGGUGGCCCGGAUGGAACUUGCGCAACUAACCAACGAUGAGCGCGUGUCACCGCUCACUGGAGUUUAG
Molecule: messenger RNA, 1256 nt
Organism: Amblyraja radiata (thorny skate)
Lineage: Eukaryota; Metazoa; Chordata; Chondrichthyes; Rajiformes; Rajidae
Product: lysophosphatidic acid receptor 5-like
Exons: 1
Coding region: 129-1256 (375 amino acids)
Biological process (GO): G protein-coupled receptor signaling pathway; behavioral response to pain
Cellular component (GO): membrane
Molecular function (GO): G protein-coupled receptor activity
Source: RefSeq, a predicted model, not a curated record